AUGGGAAAGCAUGCUAAGAGUACUACUGCUUUCUUUGUACUUCUUUUAGUGGUGGUGGUGUUGAACUUAGGCUUGGCUAAGGGGCGAAGGCUUGAGGAGAAGGAUGGAGGCUUUGGCAUUAACGGUGGUUAUGGUGGUGGUGUCGGAGGGGGAGGGGGCAUAGGAUAUGGUGGAGGCGGAAAAGGUGGUGGAAUAGGUGGAGGUUCCGGGGGUGGUGUUGGAAUAGGUGGAGGUUCUGGGGGUGGUUUUGGAGGAGGAGGCGGUGCAGGAGGUGGAAUAGGUGGCGGUUCUGGGGGUGGUGUUGGAGGAGGAGGCGGUGCCGGAGGUGGAAUAGGUGGAGGUUCCGGGGGAGGUGUUGGAGGUGGAAUAGGUGGCGGUUCCGGGGGAGGUAUUGGAGGAGGAGGCGGUUCCGGAGGUGGAAUAGGUGGCGGUUCCGGGGGAGGUGUUGGAGGAGGAGGCGGUGCCGGUGCUGGAGGUGGAAUAGGUGGAGGUUCCGGGGGUGGUGUUGGAGGAGGAGGCGGUGCUGGAGGUGGAGGUGGAAUAGGUGGUGGUGCUGGAGGUGGAAUAGGUGGAGGUUCCGGGGGAGGUGUUGGAGGUGGAAUAGGUGGCGGUUCCGGGGGAGGUAUUGGAGGAGGAGGCGGUUCCGGAGGUGGAAUAGGUGGCGGUUCCGGGGGAGGUGUUGGAGGAGGAGGCGGUGCCGGUGCUGGAGGUGGAAUAGGUGGAGGUUCCGGGGGUGGUGUUGGAGGAGGAGGCGGUGCUGGAGGUGGAGGUGGAAUAGGUGGUGGUGCUGGAGGUGGAAUAGGUGGUGGUGCUGGAGGUGGAAUAGGUGGUGGUGCUGGAGGUGGAAUAGGCGGCGGUUCCGGAGGUGGAAUAGGUGGAGGUUCUGGGGGUGGUAUUGGAGGAGGAGGCGGUGCUGGAGGUGGAAUAGGUGGCGGUUCCGGGGGAGGUAUUGGAGGAGGAGGCGGUGCUGGAGGUGGAAUAGGCGGCGGUUCUGGGGGUGGAAUAGGUGGAGGUUCUGGGGGUGGUGUUGGAGGAGGAGGCGGUGCUGGAGGUGGAAUAGGCGGCGGUUCUGGGGGUGGAAUAGGUGGAGGAGGCGGUGCUGGAGGUGGAAUAGGAGGCGGUUCCGGGGGAGGUGUUGGAGGAGGAGGCGGUGCUGGAGGUGGAAUAGGUGGCGGUUAUGGGGGUGGUGCUGGAGGUGGAAUAGGUGGUGGUUCAGGGGGAGGUGGUUUUGGUGGAGGAAAAGGCGGUGGAUAUGGAGGUGGUUUUGGUGGAGGAAAAGGUGGUGGGUAUGGAGGUGGUUUUGGUGGAGGAAAAGGCGGUGGACAUGGAGGUGGUAUCGGUGGAGGGUACUAA
Molecule: messenger RNA, 1353 nt
Organism: Impatiens glandulifera
Lineage: Eukaryota; Viridiplantae; Streptophyta; Magnoliopsida; Ericales; Balsaminaceae
Product: glycine-rich cell wall structural protein-like
Exons: 1
Coding region: 1-1353 (450 amino acids)
Source: RefSeq, a predicted model, not a curated record